Messenger RNA from Neoarthrinium moseri, 543 nucleotides. RefSeq lists its product as uncharacterized. The record is from RefSeq and is a predicted model, not a curated record. The coding region runs from base 1 to 543 and encodes 180 amino acids. The transcript has a single exon. Lineage: Eukaryota; Fungi; Ascomycota; Sordariomycetes; Amphisphaeriales; Apiosporaceae.
AUGGGCCCCUCGUACCCCAUAUUUACCUGCCCGAACUGCAGAGCCGCUGCGGAUUUGGAUGCCGACAUAGAGGAGCCGGACGAGGACUGGCAGCUGGAUUCCGGCGCUGAGGACGACAACAUGGAGGAAAGCAAAGGCGUCGAGCCGCAGCCAGUCCACGCCGGGGAUUCGAGUCAGAACCUGCCAGACGGUGCCGCCGACAGUGCCGUUUCGCAGACAUCAUCCCGCGAAGGAGAUGCUGGGGACGCUACCAUAAUGCUUGACCGCGUGACGACAGCCCAGGAACCGGCACCCGAACCAACGCCGGCAAGCCCGAUGCCCAUACCGCGGACCAGCACGCCAGGGUCGGGUCAAGCACGCGGCGUGCGGACACCGUCGCCGAACGGUGUCCCCGUUGUCAACGUGCAUGAGGGGCCCCUGACGCCGCGCAACGACGCCGGCCCUUGGGUGUUCGACGGCGACGCCGGAAGGUCGUCUCAGGACGUAUCGAGGCCUGGUGCCAUGGUCAAUCUCGAUGCUGCGGCUGCCACGAACGCGAGCUAG